AUGGAGCAGCCGCUGCUUUUGAGGUCUAAGUUGUCCAUCGUCUAUGGCGUCAACGAGUACGAGCAGCAGCUGAGGGCGAAGAUGUCGCAGAACUCUGAGCUCUCGCAGCUGCAAUCCUUGGCGCCAGACCAGCAGGGAUCAAAGGCUGACGGGAAGAGCGAGAAGGGUCAGCGGGCCUUCCCAACGCCCAACAAGCCAGAUCCCAUGCCGCACGAGUUGGAGUUCCUCUUCACCAGGAUUUCAGUCGAGCAAAUGCUGUACAUGUGGAAUGUGUACUCAGCGCUGUUUGUGGCACAGUGCUCCUGCGUGCUGGCGUAUUGCUUCAUGCUCUCACAGGGCCUGGAUUGGUACCUGGCCACGGCACUGUUCGGUGUGCCCAUGGCAUCCCUCAUGAUCCAGAAUGUCUACAUCUUGCACGAUGUGCUGCACGGAGCCACCUUCCCGCCCUACGAGUGGCAGAAGUACAUCACACACUGCUGGGCCGAUCAGUUCAGCCUGCCCUGGGAGGAGAUUGUGCUUGAGCAUCAGCGGCACCACGCCAGCACUGUGGACCUGCUGGUGCAUGGGGAAUUCGGUUGGGACCCAGCCAGCUGGCUCUAUUACUUGCAGGAAUGGACGGACCAGUGGUACGGCUGGCUGACGGUGCCGCUAGUGCCUCUCUGGCACUUCAUGGGCGCCAACGACACGGGCGCCCUCUUCGCCCUGAUGUGGUACUGCAACUUCCCGGACGCCUCCGGCGGCAAGUGCAACAAAGACUUCUGGACCAAGUGGAUGCCGAAGCGCCUGGGCCACAGCCUUUUCGUGGGCUCGCUGUGGGCCUGUGUUUGGCUUUUGGGCACCUGGCCGCUGAGCCGGCCGCUCUCCGAGGGCUGGCGCUUCUUGUUGCCGGUGACACUGGUGUGCCGCUUCGGCUUCACCGUGGCUUGGACCUUCUUCACCAACUUCAACCACUCCCACUGGUGGAACGAAUUCCUGGCGCUGAACCCCAACCGCAGCUACCCCAUGCUGUCGUCGGUGAUGGCCUUCGUCUUGGGGGGCAGGCACCGCUUCAACGAGAUGCUCUUCCAUGAUCUUCACCAUGCCUUCCCCAACGCUGUGGGCGCCCUGAGCCAGCGGGGCCGCUUUCACGGGUGGGAGAAGGUCCACGAUGCGGCUGUGGAGGUCUUGAGCCAUGGGCUUUUCCUGCCCCAGCCGGAGGACCACCAGGAACCACCUAUGCAGAAGCUCCAGCACAAGCGCUCCAUGCACCUGAAACCAUCCACCUAA
Effrenium voratum is the source of this 1266-nucleotide messenger RNA. The record is from the annotation of a GenBank genome assembly. NCBI's taxonomy places the organism in Eukaryota, Dinophyceae, Suessiales, Symbiodiniaceae.